GGAAUAUUCAUGUCGUCGCACCGUCCGUCACUACAAGAGGUACCGGUUUUUGAUUUAGAUGCAAGAGAGUGAGGAUGAAGCCAUCUUGAGGUCCAGGAGUGUAUGAACAGCUGAUUCUCAAACAUGCUGUCAAGACUUGUUGCUGCUGCCUGCCACUCUCUAAAGUGGGCUUUGCCUCACUGGAAAGCCACUCUUCAUAGAACAUAUUUCCCAUCAGAGCCAUGGCAAUGGCUACUGGGAUCUGUGGUUCACAGAAGGGCUCACAGAUGGACUGCAGCCCAAUCAUCAAGGAUAAACCAGAAGCCAGUGUUUGUCAGAGCUCCAGCAUUUGGAGAUAAGCUUGCUAUCAUAGACAGCAGUGGCAGCCACAGCUACAAGCAGCUGUAUUGCAGCAGCUUAGGUCUUGCAGGUAGAAUCAGUACCGCUCUCAACUUGGACUUCGGGGGUCUGGAAGGAAAACGAAUCUCCUUCCUGUGUGCUAAUGAUGCUUCCUAUACGGUGGCACAGUGGGCAGCUUGGAUGAGCGGUGGGACGGCAGUGCCACUCUUCCGAAAACACCCACAAUCGGAAUUAGAGUACAUAAUCUCUGACUCCCAGAGUUCGCUGCUUGUGGCGGGGCAUCCCUAUGCCGGGACACUCGAGCCACUGGCACUGAAGCUGGGCCUGCCCUGCCUGACACUGCCUCCUACAUCUAACCUGGGCACUUUAGAUGGGACAGACACCCAAGAGAAGGAGGCAGCCAUCACAGACUGGGCCGAUCGACCAGCUAUGAUCAUCUACACGAGUGGCACCACAGGGAGACCCAAGGGAGUUCUACAUAUGCACAGCAACAUCCAAGCCAUGGUCCAGAGUCUGGUUUCAGAGUGGGCGUGGACCAGAGAUGAUGUCAUCCUCCACACCUUGCCGCUACACCACGUGCAUGGCAUCGUUAACAAGCUGCUGUGCCCACUCUGGGUGGGCGCCACCUGCGUCAUGCUGCCUGAGUUCCAGCCUCAGAAGGUGUGGGAGAUGCUGUUGAGCUCCAAGGCUCCCAUGGUUAAUGUGUUCAUGGCUGUGCCAACUAUCUACUCUAAGCUGAUCCAGUACUAUGAUCAGCACUUCACACAGCCUCAUGUCAAGGACUUUGUCAGAGCGGUCUGCAAAGAAAGGAUCAGGUUAAUGGUUUCGGGCUCGGCUGCUCUCCCUCUUCCCACUCUGCAGCGCUGGGAGGAGAUCACAGGACACACACUGCUGGAACGCUACGGCAUGACCGAGAUCGGCAUGGCACUGUCCAACCCUCUCAAGGGCCCACGCAUCCCAGGGGCUGUGGGGUCACCACUUCCCCGUGUGGAAGUUCGGAUUGUCAUGAGUAACACAACCAACACCACAAUUGUGCUGGGCGAUCACAGAAACACUCGGGUAUGUCCAGGUCUGGAGGGGAAAGAGGGCGAGCUCCUGGUUCGAGGUCCGUCUGUCUUUAAGGAGUACUGGAACAAACCUCAGGAGACCAGAGAGUCUUUCAUUGAUGGUGGCUGGUUCAAAACAGGAGACACUGCGGUCUAUAAAGAUGGUGUGUAUUGGAUCAUGGGUCGCAGCAGUGUCGACAUCAUCAAGAGUGCCGGCUAUAAGAUCAGUGCACUCGAGGUGGAGCGUCACCUACUGGCUCAUCCAGACAUCAUAGAUGUGGCUGUCAUCGGGGCGCCAGAUGCCAUUUGGGGUCAGAAAGUGACUGCAGUGGUGCAGCUAAGGAAGGGGCAGAGUAUGACCCUGCCAGAUUUGAAGACCUGGGCAAGGGAACACAUGGCGCCCUACACCAUCCCCACAGGCCUGUUGCUGGUGGAGGAGAUGCCGAGGAAUCAGAUGGGCAAGGUCAACAAGAAGGACCUCCUGCGACACUUCUUCCAAUGACUGGACCACUUCGAUAUGUAUAACAAUACACAGGU
Messenger RNA from Seriola aureovittata, 1922 nucleotides. It is a transcript of the gene acsf3, whose product is annotated as acyl-CoA synthetase family member 3. The transcript has 10 exons. Gene Ontology annotation, biological process: fatty acid metabolic process. Bases 124 to 1887 code for a protein of 587 amino acids. Gene Ontology annotation, molecular function: medium-chain fatty acid-CoA ligase activity. Lineage: Eukaryota; Metazoa; Chordata; Actinopteri; Carangiformes; Carangidae. The record is from RefSeq and is a predicted model, not a curated record.